Aphanomyces astaci is the source of this 1534-nucleotide messenger RNA. RefSeq lists its product as hypothetical. Gene Ontology annotation, molecular function: sucrose:proton symporter activity. Bases 80 to 1468 code for a protein of 462 amino acids. The record is from RefSeq and is a predicted model, not a curated record. Gene Ontology annotation, cellular component: membrane. Lineage: Eukaryota; Oomycota; Saprolegniomycetes; Saprolegniales; Verrucalvaceae. The transcript is spliced from 2 exons.
CUCCAUCAUCGUCGCUGGUGCUACUUCCCGCGACGACGGCCUCGGCACAGACCAACCCCCCCACCAUUGAUCACACAUCAUGCACGUCGGAGAUGAACGUCCUGGGUGCUCCCUCGUCUUCUUCCUGCUCGUGUGUGCGCCGACGAUGGCCGUGAAGAUGUCGUGGAGCGCGCAAUGGGCCGCGCUGGGCCCGAUCUUGAACGACAUCUUGGAGGAUUCGUGGCGGACGCAGCUUGUUCAACUCAUCGGACCGAUCACUGGCAUCAUCAUCGCGCCGGCCGUCGGUGUACACAGCGACCGUAACACGAGCAAGUACGGCCAACGUCGUCCGUACAUCUUUCUCUCAGCGCUGUCGACGAUUCUCUGCUGGUGCGUGAUGGCGUACCUCAAGGUCUGGUUCGAAGACCAGCCGACCGUGUUCGGCAUGCUCACUAUCCUCUGCUACGUAUGGAUGGACGUGACGGUCAACGUCCUUCAAACCGUGACCUUUCUGCUCAUUUCCGACGUGGCGGGGCCGCGGCAGGUCACCGGGUCCGCGAUCGCACACAUGUACGGCGUCCUCGGGCAAAUGGUCGUGUCCAUUUACAUCUCCCUCGCGAAAAACCCCAGGAACGACCCGCAGCCGUUCUUCGCGCUCCUUAUCGCGGUCAUGUUCGUCACCGUCAUGCCGGUCUGUUACUUUGUGCGCGAGAAUCCGUGGGAAGCCAUGCGCCGCAUCGCUCCAGGCUCAACCUUUGACCACCCUGCCAUCACGUCCGUGUACCCCGCGCAGACGGUAGGCAUCUGGACGGCGUGGUACGUCGGCAUCAAGACAUUGCCAGGGCCGUUGUUCGUGUACUGGCUCGCCGGCCUGUGUCUGCAAUAUGGGUACCAAAGCUACAACGGUGUUAAAACCGUGUUCUUUGGUGAAAACGUGAUGAACGGCACACAGUCGUCGUGCCGCCGCGGGUCCUCGUCUUGCACAGCCGCUCAAACCCGCUACCACGACGGCGAAGACUUGUCCACGGGCGCCGCGGACCAGUUUUACAAUGCGCUAGCCAUGUUUACACUCGUGUUUUUGCCUCUGCUGGUGCAAAAGUUUGGCGUGCGCCGGGUGGUUUUGUUCGCGUUCUUCCCCCACUGCUUCAUCUUGGCCAUGGCGUUGUAUCAUCCCCAAGCGUUUGCUGUGAUUGUCGUGGGGCUCACCGCAUUUGGCCAAAUUUGCGUGUUUGUGCUGCAAGUGCCGCUGAUUCUGCAUGUAGUGGCAAACUUCCGCGAUGAAAAGGUGCUCGGGUUGUACCUGGGCGCGUUCAACACAGCCACGUGCCUCGGGCAAAUGCUCAUGUUUGCCACCGCCGGCCUCGUCAACCGAUUCGCCGCCAGUGUCCGCCAAGGCAAUGUCGUGGCCAUUUUAAUUGGCGGCGUGUUUAGUGUGUGUGCGUUGCUGCUUGUAUUUUUCAAGUUUCACGUCAAGUUGCACAGUUGGUGAGAUGGGAGUGAGAAUUAUAGGUUUAUUUAUUCACAAAAAGAACAACAUAGUUUCGACGACUCGUUG